Messenger RNA from Pelobates cultripes (western spadefoot toad), 163 nucleotides. The record is from the annotation of a GenBank genome assembly. NCBI's taxonomy places the organism in Eukaryota, Metazoa, Chordata, Amphibia, Anura, Pelobatidae.
AUGUAUACCCUGGCUGCGGCGUAUUUUCUUAAUGUAGAAACCAAACGCUACCUUCAAACUCUCCUCCUCACCAUAGAUGAGGUUAAGACAGGGGGCCUGAUCCUAUGUGGGGAUUUUAACUUUAUCCAACUGCCAACCUUAGACACGACAGCCCGCCCCACGG